This is a messenger RNA of Prunus persica (peach), 1214 nucleotides long. Its product is annotated as HMG-Y-related protein B. Gene Ontology annotation, biological process: negative regulation of DNA recombination; nucleosome assembly; regulation of DNA-templated transcription. The record is from RefSeq and is a predicted model, not a curated record. NCBI's taxonomy places the organism in Eukaryota, Viridiplantae, Streptophyta, Magnoliopsida, Rosales, Rosaceae. Bases 348 to 914 code for a protein of 188 amino acids. Gene Ontology annotation, cellular component: chromatin; nucleolus; nucleus. Gene Ontology annotation, molecular function: double-stranded DNA binding; nucleosomal DNA binding. The transcript has 2 exons.
GAUUCAAACUUAGGGACUGUUACGUAACUUCAUCGCAACACAAACUUCAAAACCCCAGCUCAGUCCUUUGUCCACGUCAUCGAUCCUUGUGACCCCAACUAAAACGUCGUUCGCCGUCGGAUCAUAACACAAACUUGCAAUCCCCAACCGUCGGAUCUCCCUUCUGCAUCCUCCUCCCUUUUUCCCUCGAUCCGAUCGUCAAGAAAACCCACCUUUUAAAUCCUUCCCCUCUUUCCUCAUCAUCUGUGCCUGAACUUCCCACCAAACCAAAAACAGUUUCUCUCUACUUCUCUAUUAAACGGUCUCAGUCUCAAUCUCUCAGCCAUUUUUCUCCACAGAACGCUGCCAUGGCCACUGAGAACUCCGAAAACCCUCCGGCACCGCCUCCGCCAGCUCCCUCUCUCCCGCAGUAUACAGAGAUGAUUAUGGCGGCGAUCGAGGCCCUGAACGACAGCAACGGGUCUAACAAGUCGGCAAUCGCAACGUACAUCGAGUCCACGUACGGCGAUCUACCUCCGGCUCACGCCACACUUCUGGCGCACCACCUCAACAAGAUGAAACAGAGCGGCGAGCUCGUCCUGGUCAAGAACAACUACAUGAAGCCAGACCCGAACGCGCCGCCCAAGAGAGGCAGAGGCCGUCCUCCCAAGCCCAAGGUCCCGCUCCCACCUGGAACCGUUGUCUCGCCUCCCAGGCCACGUGGCAGGCCCCCGAAGCCCAGAGACCCGUUCUCUCCGCAAGCGGAGCCCAAGAGCCCUUCUGGGACUGGAAGGCCACGUGGACGCCCUCCCAAGAAGGCCAAAACGGCAUCGGCUCCUCCUCAGGCUCCAGCUCCGGCUCCGGCUACUGGCGCGCCCAGAGGUAGAGGCAGGCCUCCUAAAGUGAAGCCCGCUGUGGCCCCGGUCGGCUGUUGAGUUUAGCUCAGCUCAGAUAGUGAGAAAGAGGGAGGGAGUGUUAAUUUUUAUUUAAUUUAAUUUAAUUUUAGGUGUGUUUAGAAUUUAGUUUCCGGAUGAUCGAUGGUUUAGUUUUUAAAUUUUUUUUUUAAAAUGUAGUAUGUGGUUGGUUGGAGCUGUGAGGUUGGGGGUGGUCUUAUCAAAAUGUGACUGUAAUUGCCAUGUAAAUUGUUUAGCGGCUACUUAGGCUUUUCUGCCUUUUGCCUCUCUGGCUACAAAAGGGGGUUAAUUAAAAUGAGGCUGAUUCUGAUUACUUUAUCA